Puntigrus tetrazona (Sumatra barb) is the source of this 1536-nucleotide messenger RNA. It is a transcript of the gene tp53i3, whose product is annotated as tumor protein p53 inducible protein 3. The record is from RefSeq and is a predicted model, not a curated record. The coding region runs from base 354 to 1379 and encodes 341 amino acids. NCBI's taxonomy places the organism in Eukaryota, Metazoa, Chordata, Actinopteri, Cypriniformes, Cyprinidae. Gene Ontology annotation, molecular function: quinone binding; NADPH binding; quinone reductase (NADPH) activity. The transcript is spliced from 6 exons.
GUUUGUUUUCUCGGUGUAAAUGUUUGACACGACGCCAAAGCGGGUUAUUUUAAGUGUGGUUUGAGUGCUGUCGGCAGAACUGAAGAGUUAAAGUCGAUGUUUUGUCCUCGUUUGUGUCAUUCCUGCACUGAUCUGUUAUAGAUUAGUGCGCUUUUUUUAUGACCGUGGCAGAAUUUUUGGCAUCAUAUGUGCGUUCAAAUUGCGCAGAAAAGCAAACGCCGACGCAUAUCACUUAGCGCACGUCAAGUUACGCUGCAACUGUGUUUUUGUGAUUAAGAAGCUUCGCUUAAAUAUUUUAUUUUAGGGUAUUUUACAGUAAAGCUUAUGUCCUGUUUGUUUUAGAUCGCAUAUCAAUGUCAAAGCAACAAAUGCAAGAAGAGAAAACAUCAAUGCAGGCGGUGUGUGUUGAUGAAUCAGGGAAGCUGGAUGUGAAAUAUAUUCCUCGUCCUGAACCCAAAGAUGGGCAGCUUCUCAUCAGGGUUGCCGCAACCGCUUUAAACCGAGCUGACCUGCUACAGAAAAAGGGUCUUUACCCUUCUCCUCCUGAAGAAAGUGAGAUCUUGGGUCUGGAGGCCAGCGGAGAGAUCGCUGACGUCGGUCCUGGUGUCAAAGGGAAGUGGAAACCUGGAAGUAAAGUGAUGGCCUUACUCGGAGGAGGAGGCUAUGCCGAAUAUGUUGCUGUUCCAGAAGAACACGUUAUGUCUGUCCCAUCAGCCCUCACUCUUUAUCAAGCUGCAGCUCUUCCUGAGGCCUGGCUCACUGCCUACCAACUUUUGCACUUCGUAGCCAAAGUGAAGCCAGACGAGACGGUGCUGAUUCACGCUGGAGCGAGUGGAGUCGGCACCGCUGCCAUUCAGCUGGUUCGCUUGAGCCGUGCCAUUCCAGUGGUAACAGCAGGCACUACUGAAAAGUUAACAUUUACAGAACGCAUGGGAGCGGCUGCAGGAAUCAAUUACAAAGAGGAGGAUUUUUCUGAAAAAGUACUGCAGCUCACUGAAGGCAGGGGAGCUGAUGUAAUCCUGGACUGCGUCGGUGGAUCUUUUUGGGAGAAGAACAUCUGCAGCCUUGCAAUAGACGGACGGUGGGUGCUUUAUGGCAUGUUGGGAGGUAAAAUGGCUGAUGGAGACUUGCUUGGCAAGCUUUUGAGGAAAAGAGGCAGUCUUCUUUGCAGUCUCCUGAGAUCAAGAAGUUUACAGUAUAAAGCAGAGCUGGUCCGGAGUUUCACAGAGCAGGUUUUGCCGCACUUCCGGUCUACAGAUCCUCCCUUGUGGCCUGUGAUAGACAGCAUGUUCAACAUGGAGGAUGCUGAAAUGGCUCAUCAACGUAUGGAGGCUAACAAAAAUAUUGGGAAAAUAAUAAUCAAAAUUGGGAACUUUUGAUCAUACACAAUAAGCAGCAUAGAACGUUGACGCAUGUACACUAGGUUUGCCGACAUGACAAGCACAUUGCAUUAGGGGUAUCUCGAGUUAAAAUCACUUUGCUUUGUCUGCUCUCCAGUGUUGUGUCAUAAUAAAGGCAAAAUGCUCAAAAAAAAAA